Messenger RNA from Styela clava, 6632 nucleotides. The record is from RefSeq and is a predicted model, not a curated record. NCBI's taxonomy places the organism in Eukaryota, Metazoa, Chordata, Ascidiacea, Stolidobranchia, Styelidae.
UUAAGUUUCAGAUCUAUUUAGCCUUAUGAUGUAAAAAUUUUGUUUAUUUUAAUGCCGGUAUUUAAAAUCGAAACGAUCACACAAUAAAAAAGUGGGAAAAACUGGAAUGAUAAUUUUGGAUUAUUAUUUGUGAUUGAAAACACAUACACAAAUACAAUGAUGCGUCUUUCAACUGAUGCGAACUAUUCUGGAGGUUCAGGAGAUGAAUUGGGACAUGUAAUAAAAGAUGACAUGGCAAGUAGACGCAUUUCUACUCAUAUUCCUGCACCUCUGAGAAAAAAGAAAAAUGAAGAACAAUAUAAAAAAUUUAUAACUCCGACUGGAAACCCUGUAGCAUAUCUUCAACAACACAUGAGAAGCAAAAGUAUGAGCGACUUGAAUGAAGAAAAGAAAGAAGAAGAAGCACAUCGACAUCAAAUUAAUGAAAGAUACGGAGAAAUGGAAAAAUUGAAAGUUUUACUCAAAGAAGAGGAAGACACGUGGACUUCAAAACUGCAAAGUUGGAAAUCUAGAAGACGAAGCGUAACAGAGGAUGCAAGAAAAAGAAAAGAAGAAAGAGAUUCUAUUGAGAAAGAACUGGAACACAAAGCUGCCAAAAAGAAGACGAAGACGUAUAAAGAAAUUGUUGAAGACAAAAUGAAAAGAGAUAAAGAGCUUGCUCAAUUAAACGACCACGACGAAUAUGAGUUUGUAAGUCCUAGAUCAUCUACUGUUACGAGUCCGACCAACUCUAGCAAUUAUACGUUCGAAGGGCUAGUAAGAGACGUACAAAUCAGGGAAAAGGAGAAUAAAACCGCAGCAACUAAGCCAUCAAAUGUUUAUUCAUCAAGGGAAGAAGCGCCAAAAACAAAUGGCUCUCAAGUACAAUACAAAUACACGACCAAAGUGACUGCUGUUAUAAAUAACACCCAAGCAGAAAACAAACACGCCUCUUACGAAGCACAGCCUCAAAUGAGAAGCACUAUAACUUACGAGAGAGUUCCAAACAAAAGCCAAGACAAUAGCGAUGUCAGGAGUACAAGUUUGUCAUAUACUCCAUCGAAAUCCCAAACACUGCCUCGCGGCGGUAUCUACAACUCCUACGAUCCAAGCGAUAGUGGCCCAGUCCAGAGAGGACCAAAACCGCCCCAAAGGUCUUCGUAUGAAAUGACUCCGCAAUCAAAACCUGUUCAGAGAGAAACUCGUAGCAAUGUGCCUAGUGUUCUAAUGAGAACUAAAAAUCCAAAUGCGCGGAAGGAACGACCAAAAUCAGCACACGAGUUGCCUACCGGGAGUAGCAGUACUUUACCAAGGAAUUAUCACGAGUAUUCAGCUCCGAAACCUUUUACUCCUGGUGCUAGUUCUUUUACCAAGUAUCGCAAGACAAAUUUUGCAAACCGUAGAAGCAUGUGGGAAAAUAUGAGCAAACCGGAAACAGACGAACCUCCGAGUUCUGCGGCUGAGAAAUUUCAACCUGCUCACGGACGAAGCUCCUCUAGCGAACUUCUCAUCACUAGGAGAUCCCAGGAUCAGUCUGUGACUUCGGAAUAUGCAGCACCAAAACAAAAUCAAACAAACAAAGACUCUAAUUUAAACAGGAAGCAUAUAAAUCCAGAGAUAUACCAGAAAUUUACUUCGUCUGUUUCUGCUCCUACUAAUACUGGUAAAACAGCUCAUCCCGCCAAAGUUCCUCUAGUAUCAAAGGCCCAAUUCACAUCAUCCACUCGAAAAUUUACAAAGUCAGCAUCACUCGAUUUAUCUGAGCAAGAGGGAAGUCAAACUGCCACUUUAUCAUUGAGUGGAUUGUCCAUGACAUCACCUCGAGUCAACAAGGCUGCAACAUUGCCAGUUCCGACUCGUCAACCAGAAGAGCGAGACCAUUUGUUUGAUGACAUGAAAAUUUGUAUUAAUCAACGACCCAGAAGCGAAAAGGGAUUUGGAUUUACUGUUCGAGGUGGCGAUGAUGGAAAACCAGUCAUUGUCGAUACCGUUAGUCCAGGUGGUGCCGCUGACAUUUGCCAUCUUUGUGUGAGUGACGAGAUACUUGCUAUAAAUGAAGUUCCUCUCGCUGAUUGUAAAACACAAGACGAUAUCGUACAAUUGAUUGUAUCAAGUGUUAUCACUGGAAAUUUAUCUCUGAAUAUUAGAAGAUAUGGAAAAGCCAAAAAAGCGAGUCCCCUUCGAUUGGCUGGAACAAAAGUUGUGAUGACAGCUGGUGGAUUUGUUCAAGUGAGAUCGGAUAAACCAAUAACGAGGACAAAUGAACCAGACAGAACAUCUUAUAACAUUGCCAGACCAAAAGAGAUUUCAGUUUCUUCUCCGGUACAUACAGAUGAUAAUAACAAUGAUAUGAUAGAUGGUGAUGAUGAGCUUCCUCCUCCUCCUACUCAGCAAGAAUUAGAAGCUGCUCAUUACGCUACUGUAGCUCAAACAAAUAACAGGCAUUUGAGUCCAUUAUCAGGAUUAGUUGCCGCAGCUUCACAAAAUUCGCAUCACAGGUACAAUGAUGCCAACAGCGAUAGCUUUGAACAAGCCAGUUCAUUUGACAGCUAUCGUGAUACUGCAUUAUCGGAAGUUCACUCUGACGGAGAUGAUAUUGAAGGAGAAGAAGAAUUAAGACAACAAGUUCUCGAAGCUCAAAAAGAAUUAGAUUUUGAACAAGUUGACCAGUAUGAUAUUAGAAGAAGAGAAGAAGAAAAUCUAUUGAGACUUGAGCUACAAGAAGAACAAAGAAAGUUGGAAAUGGAAGAAGCCCAAAGAGAAGAAAUUAGGAGGAAAAUGCAGGAGGAAGCAAAAUUAGAAGAUUUAAGAGUAGAAGAGGAAUUAAGAAAAAUACAAGCUCGAAGAAUGAAACAACAAGAACAACGUAGAAAUAACAUGCAGAGUUACCAAGAUCGACCCUCUGGGACGCAAAGCUCUCUUCCUACUGCCCCGCCUCAAGCAUCCCGGACUAAUGGAUUAGGUAUGAUGGGAAUCUUAGGCGGAGGACAACACUGGAUGGUUGAAGAAGCAGAACGUAGGAGAGUUGCUGAGAAGGAAGGAAAACCGAGAGCUAACGCAUUACAUUAUGGAAAAAAAUCGGACUCUCGAUCUGGUUCUGGUCUACCAGAUCAUGUGAUCCAACGCCUCACUAAUCGAGCUUCAGCAAAAUCAACCGGACCGCGACCAUUUGUAAAGGAGCCAUUUUGGAAUGAUCCAAACGCAAAGGCAACAUUGCUUUAGAUCCCAUUUUUUGGAAUUUAUUAUUUUUCAUUCUGUUUUUUUUUUUUGCAUUUCUUUUCAAUUUUCAAUUAUUGAUAAUUUGUUAAAAUAAAAAAUGGAACUCUUUAUUAAAAAGAGCGGCAAAUGUCGCAACUCAACAAAUACCUAUGAUGAUUACUUGCCUUCGAAUCCCUAUGUACAAACAUAGUUAUAAAUAAUACAUACCUAUUUUUAAUCCAAGUUCACCAUGAUUUCGAUAGGGGGAGGGGAGAUUGAUAAUUGAAAAUUUGUAAUAUAAUGUUAUAAUUUGUGUUUCCACAAUGUAAAGAAUUCUAUUGUGACAUCACAUUAGCUUUCUGAAAAAUAUAAUGAUGUCAUAAUAAAAUUUGAAAUAUUUCAUAAAAUACAAGAUUGAAAGGUACGUAGGAUCAUCACAUAAAUAUAUUCAAUAAAAACUCGAAUUUAAAAACAAGUUGAGAAGCUCAAAUCUAUAAUACAACGACAGACUUUUCAUGGUGAUGAUGAGAAUCAAAAUUUUUGACAGAAAGCCAUGACUUGACUGAUCAUAUUUAGGAGAAAUAAAAAAAGGCUCGCAUGCGACAACGUUUUGGUUGUCAAAAUUUGAUUUUUAUGAAGUUUAAAGUCGCGAGCCAAAAUUUCCUUCAAUAUGGAGUUGGGGCCAGGGUUAGUUCGUGUCUGGACCCGUGGGGCGUGGGGUUCUUGGACUUUACAGCCCGGCUUUUUGGCAUUAUCAGCAAUUGUUUUCUUUUUGAGUUAACUUUAUACCUAGCGUUAAUUUUCUUAGUGAGUUGCUUAUUUACUUUAUUAUUAGUAAAAUCUCACAAUGUUGAAAUUGAAAUGAAAAGUGAAAUUUGAUUGUCUUAAUUUCGGAAUGAAGAAGAAUUUUUGUACAUAAUUGGAUUAUUAAUUUUAUUUAUUUUCAAUUAUCUGCUGUAUAAUUUUUUUACAACGAAAUGUAUAAUAAUGUAUAUUAUUACCAAGCUUUUCUACAUGACCUAAUGGUACUAUACCUACCCUACUUUUUCAUAUUUUGCUCUUUUUUUCAGUUUGUCUUAUUUUCUUCCUUACGAAAAUAUUUGAAAUCAGGAUUAGAUAGGUUUGGUAAAAUAACUGGUUUAAUAUAAAAAAAAAAUUGACAAAUUAGCUUUUUUGUGGUUUUUAACUGAGCGUAUACUGCUUAAAAGCGUUGCUAUGUUUCAUUAUAGUUACUGAAACAUGAAAUAUCUGGAUUCAUUUAAAAUUAAAUAUAAUAAAUGUCCUUAACUGGAACUAUUUUUAAUAACCAAGCGGACUGAUAAAGAUAUAAAUUUGUCCAAAUAAUUAAAAAAAGUUUGAGAAACUUUUUCAAAACUUCCUAUUCAAACUAAAGAAGGGUGCUUCCUAACUAAUAUAGAUAUAUUCUUGACUUUCGACACACUUACACCCAAUGCUUACACAAUCGUGUAUUCUAAGUAUAUAAUAUGGGCCACAACCCAUCUCAUUUAUCUACGGUGAGAUGGAAGAUUUAUUCUCCAUUUUAUAUUCUAACCAGUUUUUUGUGCUCAAUUUUAUUUACAUUUCGCUUGAUUUGAUCUUUCUGCUUUAAGACUAACUAUAACAUUGUGUUAAAACUAAUUAAAAAUCCAUUGUUUAUGUUUCGAGCAAUUUUGUACUUAAUAUUCUAACGACUGUGAUUGUUGACUAUUCACUAUAUUACCAAUGUUAAUUACCUUUCGCUUAUUAUUUUAAAUUUCACUUUUUGGCAGAACAUUUCUGUAUAGAAAGAUCAUUUCUGCAAAUCAUUCCUAGACUUAUAUCCUAUGGUGCUAAUAUACCUAAAGUUUUAUCCUCCUAUUUAUGGUACUACUGAUUAUGACAAGAUUUCUUAUAUUCAUCUCUUCAGCAUGAUUCCCUAAACGAAUUUAUAUUAUGAUUUGCUGUAUUCAAUCCCCAUUAAUAUGGGAAGUUCAUUGCCCAAAUAUUGUUGGACUUGCCAGUAAAAAAGUCGUGGGUUCAAAUCCCACGCUAAUCAUCCACCCAUGCAAUAAAUUGGGUGAGCAAUGUCACAUCGAAAAGUUUUCAAACCAUCAUUCCGAACUAUUUUAGCUCCUACUAACAGUGAAUCUUGUGCCUUGAAAUGUGCAUUUAAUGUAUAGAAAAUGACAACAAGAAUUCUCUAUUUUAAAAUUUGAGCUGUCUUUGUUGUCUGAUUAUCCCUUAAACCAUAUCGCAGGAGCUUUUGAAAUCAUUUCACAUUAUAGCAGGAUGUAGCCUUGGACAUUAAGUAGGAAAAUAUGUUUUGGAGUAGUUUUUAUAAAUUUCUCUAUAUUAGAAAUUAUGCGAUAUCAAAUAUUUUGAAUCCAUUUUAACAGGCUAUUAACAUAUCAUAAUGAUUCAUAAGUACUUACAAAAAACUAUAAAAAUAGAUUUUACUGCUUCAUGACUUUUUUCUGAUGUUAUCAAAUUUCACUCUAAAAUAUUUCCCGGUUUAUAAUGGGGAAAACAUGUAUCCAUGCUUUUCACUAUGAGUAGAUUUUUCCUUGUUUGAAAUUUCAAACUAUUUUUAUGGGAUGCAAAAUUCAAUCUAUUUUUCAAAUUCUGAAGUAACUUCUUGUUAUGGAGCCAAAUUAAUGCUACAUCAUUGUGAAGAUCAUUUUGUUUCAUUUUUAGUCAAGAGUCCAACAUUAUGUUUUUUUUUUAGAAAAAAAUUCAAUUUAGUGCCAGAUGUAUUACAUUUUAGUCAACUUUCAAAUAUUAUCAAACUGGGAAAAAAUUCAUUUUUUUUGUUCAAAAUUUUAAUACUUUCAUAUGCUGUCUUUUCAUUGAUACUUUGAUCAAAAUUUGGUGCCCAAUCUCGACUGGUUACAUAUGGCCAAAUAUAUAUUAUAGUAAUGAAUGCGUGAUUCAUAUGUGCAGUCAAACGUGACUCUUAUAUGAACCACACCAGUUGACAUGUUUCAAAAAGGGCUGUGCUUCAUAUAAGCACAGUGUGCCAAAAUUUCGUGACCAACGGUUGUCCUACCAAUCACACUUUGUCCGCCCGUGGGACAAUGGGAAUAAAUGUUGGACACAAUAUUCUUGACACUCUUGUAUAACCAUAUUUUGACUGGUAAGAGGCGGUCAAUUUGCAAAAAAAAUUGUAAAUUAAAGUAGCGCUUUUAUUUUGUAUAGCUUUUUGAUCCGAUCUUAGAUGGCAUUAAAGGUCUGCAACCUGCCAUUACUGCGGUUCAUAAAGUGAAGGUGAAAUACUCAUUUUAUGUGCCUCAGUAUGGUAAGGGAGUAUGCCAAGGAUGUGAUCUAAGGUCGGUUUAGCAUGUAGUUUAUAUCGCCUUGUCUGCCCCAGUGUUCGUAUACUUUCCCCGGCAUUAUGUUAUACCUUCUUAAACUACAAAAGUGUAAUAUGGUAUGUUGCUUCUGCAAUUGAAUUGAAUAAACGAUAAAGAGGGGCCGCA